GGCAGCUAGCACGAGGCUGUGGAGCGCUGAGCCGCGCGUCGUGCCCUGCGCUGCCCGGACUAGCGAACAAUACAGUCAAGAUGGCUAAAGGUGAUCCCAAAAAACCAAAGGGCAAGAUGUCUGCUUAUGCCUUCUUUGUGCAGACGUGCAGAGAGGAACAUAAGAAGAAAAAUCCAGAGGUCCCUGUCAAUUUUGCUGAAUUUUCCAAGAAAUGCUCUGAGAGGUGGAAGACCAUGUCCGGGAAAGAGAAGUCGAAAUUCGAUGAGAUGGCAAAGGCGGAUAAAGUGCGCUAUGAUCGGGAAAUGAAGGAUUAUGGACCAGCUAAGGGAGGCAAGAAGAAGAAGGACCCUAAUGCCCCCAAGAGACCACCAUCUGGAUUUUUCCUAUUUUGUUCUGAAUUCCGUCCCAAGAUCAAGUCUACAAACCCUGGCAUCUCUACUGGAGAUGUGGCAAAGAAACUGGGCGAGAUGUGGAAUAACUUAAGUGACACUGAGAAGCAGCCAUACAACAACAAGGCAGCAAAGCUGAAGGAGAAGUAUGAGAAGGAUGUCGCAGACUAUAAGUCUAAAGGGAAGUUUGAUGGCGCCAAGGGUCCUGCUAAAGUUGCCCGGAAAAAGGUGGAAGAGGAAGAUGAAGAAGAUGAGGAGGAGGAGGAGGAUGAAUAAAAAAAAAACUGUUGAUCUGUCUCCUUGUGAAUACCUUAGAGUAGGGAGCGCCUUGAUUGACACACCUCUCACCCAAGACGUGUCUGUUGCCCUCAUUAGGUUUAAUUACCCGAUUGGCUCAUGAUCAUAUCUUAGUCUCUCAAAGUGCUCUAGCAGUUGUAAGUGGUUUACAUUAAGUGGCCAUGGGUGUCCGGAGCACCUGGAAACUGUAUCAAAGUUGUACAUAUUUCCAAACAUUUUUAAAAUGAAAAGGCUCUCGUGUUCUCCUCACUCUGUGCACUUUGCUGUUGGUGUGACAAGGCAUUUAAAGAUGUUUCUGGCAUUUUUUUUUUUUUUAAU
This is a messenger RNA of Dama dama (fallow deer), 1004 nucleotides long. Its product is annotated as high mobility group protein B3-like. Lineage: Eukaryota; Metazoa; Chordata; Mammalia; Artiodactyla; Cervidae. Gene Ontology annotation, cellular component: nucleus. Gene Ontology annotation, molecular function: DNA binding, bending. Bases 81 to 665 code for a protein of 194 amino acids. The record is from RefSeq and is a predicted model, not a curated record. Gene Ontology annotation, biological process: regulation of transcription by RNA polymerase II. The transcript has a single exon.